AUGUUCUCUAAAGCUUUCUCUUUACUUUUUGUGGUUAUGGUCUUAGCUAGUCUCACGUCUGCUCAUUUCACUUUGGACACUCCUGAAAGUAGAUAUUUUGAUGAAGAGAAGGAAGGCUCAUUCUGUGGUGGCUCUCAACAGCCGGCUGACCACCGAGGAUCAUUUCCUGUCGCGGGUGCAGCACCCAUUUGGAUAAAUUCACAUCACGAUCAUGCUGAAGUGGCUAUCAUCCUCAGUUUAAACACUGAUCCAAACAAAUUUUCGGAUUUCAAGACCAAUGGAAAGUUUAAUUAUUUGAUGGAUUUUACAAAAAUCUCGGGUCAAGAUAAAUUCUGUUUUUCAGUUGACAUUGCAUCAUCUGCAUCUCAAAACGGUUUCCACCUGUGGCUCCUAGAGACUUCGAGUAGUACCCGAAGAAAUACAUGUAAUUCUCAGCGAGCUAUACCCGUAGUGUCACUACUAGACACGGAGACUCCAUGGACAUGUCCACAGACUCCAUUUUUCAAGCCUCAUCUCCAGAGAUCUUUAACCAGACGUGUCUACCUCCUCAGACACGUCUGCUCCCCUAUGUGUCUACCUCCUCAGACACGUCUGCUCCCAUCCCUCAAGCCCUCACGUGCAGGCUCCGCUCUUAAACUUGGACUUGGUUAA
Melampsora larici-populina 98AG31 is the source of this 651-nucleotide messenger RNA. RefSeq lists its product as hypothetical. The transcript is spliced from 3 exons. The record is from RefSeq and is a predicted model, not a curated record. Bases 1 to 651 code for a protein of 216 amino acids. NCBI's taxonomy places the organism in Eukaryota, Fungi, Basidiomycota, Pucciniomycetes, Pucciniales, Melampsoraceae.